AUGGCCGUGCUGGAAGCCCCGAAUCCCGGCUGCAUCCCUCCUGUCACCGAAGAGCCAGAAUGCGCCAUGGCCCUGUGCCCCACUGAUGUACUGCAGGAGGACAAGGAGGGCUUUGAGAAGAUCAACAUGAGACCCGGCAAGGAUUACCGCACCCCCGAGAUCAGCCUGUUUGCGGAGGAGAACGGCGAAGGCACCCGGCUGAAGUUCACCAACUCGGCUGAGGACACCCGCACGCGAGGCCAGGCGCUCGCCGCCGCCUCCAUCAUCGUCCACUCGGGCCUGUGGCUGGUUUACUCCAAGCCUUUCUUCGACGAUGACCCCUACGUUUUGGAGCCAGGCGGGGACCCCAAUUUAAAGGGCUGCCCCGUCGUGGAGAGACCCGGCGAGCCGCAGGUGCUGAUCUACGAGGCCGCAGGUUUCCAGGGCCGCAGCUUCACCAUCAGCCGAGACAUCUACGACCUGAAGAGCCUGCCCGGGCCGGCGCUGCCUACCGUGGGCUCCCUGCACGUCCUGGGCGGCUGCUGGGUUGGCUACGAGAAGGAGGGCUUCCGCGGCCACCAGUACCUGCUGGAGGAAGGAGAGUACCAGGACUGGAGGCAGUGGGGCGGCUACAGCAAGGAGCUGGUGUCCUUACGGCUGAUACGGACG
Molecule: messenger RNA, 648 nt
Organism: Fulmarus glacialis (Northern fulmar)
Lineage: Eukaryota; Metazoa; Chordata; Aves; Procellariiformes; Procellariidae
Product: absent in melanoma 1-like protein
Exons: 7
Source: RefSeq, a predicted model, not a curated record